Messenger RNA from Macroventuria anomochaeta, 578 nucleotides. RefSeq lists its product as uncharacterized. The transcript has a single exon. Lineage: Eukaryota; Fungi; Ascomycota; Dothideomycetes; Pleosporales; Didymellaceae. The record is from RefSeq and is a predicted model, not a curated record. The coding region runs from base 322 to 561 and encodes 79 amino acids.
AAAGCUCUACGGCGUCUUCUGCUAGUGGAGACCAUUCCCCAGCACGACCCCCGCCGGCAUCCUCCUCAUCGCCAACAAGCCGUCCACUCCCGCCAUACUCACCAAAGACGGUAACAGCAUCAUGUUUUCCUGCGCUGAACAAGCGUACAUGUUCUGCAAGGCGCUCUGCUUCGGUGAUGAGGAGUUGUUUAAGAAGAUACUGGCGACGUCGGAUCCAGCAGAGCAGAAGAAAUUCGGCAAGACCGUGAAGGAGUUUACAGCCGCAGAGUGAGAUGAGGUCAGAUCUCGCGUCGCACGGAUAGGAAACUGGUAUAAGUUCACAUGCGCGACAUCUUACUCGGAACGGAAGACAAGAAGCUUGCUAAGGCAGGGAGGAGGGAUAGGGUUUGGGACAUCGGACAUCAAGCGCAUGACGCUGAGAAAUAUGGGCAGAACUGGGGGCAGAACAAGUUGGGGAAGGCGUUGAUGGCGGUCGGUACAAGGAUUAGGGAGGUGGGAUUGAGGGAGAGGGAGACGGGGAUGCCGGUGGACUGGGAUUGGGGAUGGUGGGGAGGGGGAUGAGGUUGAGGCAGAACUCA